GCUUGCCAGCAGAAUCGCCCAUUUCUUUUUCCGAGGGUCUCGUUGGGGGUGGGGGGCCCUGGUGGGAAGGAAGGACGCAUCCUGGAGCCCGAAGAGAGGACGGCUGCUCUCCUUAACCUCACUGCGAACAUGUUGUACCUGGAGAAUAAUGCCCAGUCUCAGUACAGUGAGCCGCAGUACACGAACCUGGGGCUCCUCAAUAGCAUGGACCAGCAGAUGCAAAAUGGCUCCUCCUCCACCAGCCCGUACAACACAGAGCACGCUCAGAACAGCGUCACGGCGCCCUCGCCCUACGCCCAGCCCAGCUCCACCUUCGAUGCCCUCUCGCCUUCCCCUGCCAUCCCUUCCAACACCGACUACCCAGGACCUCACAGCUUCGAUGUAUCAUUUCAACAGUCCAGCACGGCCAAGUCUGCAACAUGGACGUACUCAACCGAACUAAAGAAGUUGUACUGCCAGAUCGCCAAGACGUGCCCCAUCCAGAUCAAGGUGAUGACCCCCCCACCUCAGGGUGCUGUCAUCCGGGCCAUGCCGGUGUACAAAAAAGCCGAGCACGUCACCGAAGUGGUGAAACGGUGCCCCAAUCACGAGCUCAGCCGUGAGUUCAACGAGGGCCAAAUAGCUCCUCCUAGUCACCUGAUCAGAGUUGAAGGAAACAGCCACGCCCAGUACGUGGAGGACCCCAUCACUGGCAGACAGAGCGUCCUUGUGCCCUACGAACCACCACAGGUGGGCACUGAAUUCACGACCGUGUUGUACAAUUUUAUGUGCAACAGCAGUUGCGUCGGGGGCAUGAACCGGCGCCCCAUCCUGAUAAUUGUGACGCUGGAAACGAGAGAUGGGCAAGUCCUGGGGCGUCGGUGCUUUGAGGCUCGGAUCUGCGCAUGCCCAGGCAGGGACCGCAAAGCAGAUGAGGACAGUAUCCGGAAGCAGCAAGUCUCCGACAACACAAAGAACGGUGAUGGUACGAAGCGCCCUUUCCGGCAGAGCACACACGGCAUCCAGAUGACAUCGGUCAAGAAACGGCGCACUCCAGAUGAUGAGCUGUUAUACCUACCGGUACGAGGCAGGGAGACAUAUGAAAUGCUGUUGAAGAUCAAGGAGUCGCUGGAGCUCAUGCAAUAUCUCCCGCAACAUACGAUUGAGACGUACCGGCAGCAGCAGCAACAGCAACAGCAACAUUUGCUGCAGAAGCAAAGUUCCAUCCAGUCUCAGUCUUCCUACGGGUCCAGCUCCCCUCCGCUCAGCAAGAUGAACAGCAUGAACAAGCUGCCUUCGGUCAGCCAGCUGAUCAACCCGCAGCAGCGCAAUGCCCUGACGCCCACCACGAUCCCGGACAGCAUGGCAGCCAACAUUCCUAUGAUGGGGGCCCACAUAGCCAUGGCAGGGGACAUGAACGGGCUCAGCCCCACGCAGGCGCUGCCCCCUUCCCUCUCCAUGCCGUCGACGUCCCACUGCACUCCGCCUCCUCCCUACCCCACAGACUGCAGUAUCGUCAGUUUCUUAGCAAGGCUGGGCUGUUCGUCCUGCGUGGAUUAUUUCACGGCGCAAGGGCUGACCACCAUCUAUCAGAUUGAACACUACUCCAUGGAUGAUCUGGUGAGCCUCAAAAUCCCGGAGCAGUUCCGCCAUGCCAUUUGGAAAGGCAUCCUAGACCACCGGCAGCUGCACGAUUUCUCCUCCCCGCCCCACCUCUUGCGCACGCCCAGCGGCGCCUCCACCGUCAGCGUGGGCUCCAGCGAGACCCGUGGAGAACGGGUCAUUGAUGCCGUGCGCUUCACGCUCCGCCAGACGAUCUCCUUCCCUCCCCGCGACGAGUGGAGCGACUUCAACUUUGACUUGGACGCCCGUCGCAAUAAGCAGCAGCGCAUCAAAGAGGAAGGAGAGUGAAAGGGGUGCAGUGUGGCCCCACCCCCGCCCCUCGUCCACGCUGAUGGACCUCUCGGCUGCACCGGCCUGGUUUAAUUGCCCUUCAGUGGGGUGGGGGGGAGAGGAAGGGAGGAUCUUUCUCGUUGCCUGGCGCUUACCUGUCCCCACAGUUGUGGCCUGCUUGCCUCCUGGGGCUUGGGGACUGCCUGCUUUACCUCCAAAGUUGUGUUUCCUCAUCAGCCGUUGCUUUUGUUCUUGGGGAGGGGGUGGACUUGGUGCCUUCUGCCCAGUCAGGGCAGGGGGUUGUGUUCUUCGGCACCUAAAAAGGGAUGGGGGAAAGCCUUUGAAAUGCUUCGAAAAUUGUGGCACUUAAUUCUUGUGCUUCUGCUGAACCAAUGCACCUUUGUGUGCGUGCAUGUUUAGCGCAAGGCGGCUGCCUGCGGCGUACGCGCCUUCCCUCCUCACAGUGCACGCUUGCGAUCGGAUGCCACGCCUCUUGCAAAGACGCCUGCCUAGAUUCCUUUCUGAAUGUCUGUUUUCUGGUGUUAGUUUGAGGAUAUUAAAGGCAGCCCGUGAUCUGUGGCCACCUUGCAGUUUUGUAAGUUUGACGGCCACAAAGUUGAAUGCUGAGCAUUUGCCAAAUGGGAAAGAGAAAUGAUGUGCCCAACUGGAGCCAUGUGCUGUAUUGUGGUGUCUUUCUGAUAAAAUGAUGGCAGCGACAAUGAUGGAAUGGCGGAGUGGCCCUGUGGCUAAGCAGGAUACAUUUCAGCCUUCCCAUGCCAGUCUUAUUCUCGACCCAGAUGUACGGAGGGCCGUGCAUGCCUGACACAGAGCCCCACGGGGGGUGCAUUCCAGGGCAGCGGCAUCUCCAGGCAUCCUGUCUGCCGUCUGCCCGGCGAUCUUCAUGCGACAGGACAGUCUCACAAGACCCCUUGGCAGCCUGGCAGAGGCACCCAGAUGUUGACGGUGCCGUUCUGAGUAAUCUCAGCAUUCAUAAACCCUGUUUAUAAGAACAACAUUUCAGUUCCAUGGGGCUUCAGCCCACGCUUACCCCAGUUGCAAAUUGCACUGGUAUCCAACAUCUUUCCUAGGAUGUAAUCCUGAGCCUUUGGGCAAGUCUCCUGUUGGGAAUGGGCUGAUGGGAUGGCUUAAGGAAUUGCUGAGGGGGAAAUGAAACGAACGAAGCAAUGUGGAUGCAACUUUUCCCCAUGGUGUGAGAGAGAGUCUCCAAGGAGAGUGCAUUGGGUAGCUCCCCCUUUGUUCAUCAGGUUCCAUGUCUCUAUGCCAGCCACUCCGUGCCACAAAAAACUAGAUAGUGGAAAGUUUGGAAACCAAGCCCUGGCGUAGCUGCCGAGGCCGGAGGGUCUGGGUUGGCCACACGGAGAGACCCUUUCUUGCUUUAAAUUUCUCCUUGGACAUGUUGGCCAGCCUUACAAGCCCCUGAAAUUUAGAGCCAUCUUUAAAAAGAGGGUGCUGGUUUUCGUUUUCAGUUCUUUUUUUCCUGCAUCAGUGACAGUAGAUUCAGCGUUGGCCCCAGUUCAGCCUUGACUGGGAGCAUAAAACUGCGUCUUAGGAAGACUGCCCCAGGAGGCAGUUUGUAAACAAGUCGAGAUGCUUCAUUUGCUCUCUGGCAGUAAGCAAGAGCUACGUUCUGUUGGGUGCUUGGCGGGUUCUUUCCUGGAUGAACCAGUCCCACCAACACCUCAAUGUGACUUGGCCCAUGCGGACCUUUCACUCCCAUGGGAAGCCCUGCCCCGUCCUGCCCUGAUUUUUCUCUCUGCUGGAGUUUCAUGAUUAAUCUCUUUCCGCAUCUUCCCGCUCACAAAAUGGUGUCAAAUGAUUAGCUUCGUAAACAUCCAACUGUAUUUCUCUCUGUAUAUAUAUAUUUUUUUUUUCAGCUUCUGCUGCCAGCUCAGCAAAGCCAUGCAUUUAGUCUUUCUUACUGGCAUAGGCUCCUUUCUACAGCCGCAAGUCUCUCCUCUGUCCUUCCUUCUUCCCCUAACAAAUAUUCCCCAGCCCAAUGUUUACUGCCUAACAGGCACUGCAGCUCUGCGAUUCCCAUCCUUCUGCAUCUGUCUACAACUGAAAUGAGAGAUUCUUCUUUACUCUUGUAAAGUUUGUAAGUAAAUUGUUUUGUUUGCGUGAUUUUUGGGGGGUCAUUUUCCUAGAGCAAUCAUUAUUGAUCUCUUUGUUUUAUUAUUAUUGUUUCUUCUUGGGAAAUUGGGCCUUUCAGAACCACAGUUGUUUUGUAUUUUUUUAAAUUUUUUAAAAUUGUUUUUUUUUAAUGGGAAAGGCUGUCUGUAUUCUGAUUUGCAAAACGCUAGUGACCCUGUUAAUGCAGGUGUCUGCAUUAAAGAGAUGCGGGGGAACGGGUGAUUGCAAAAAACCCUCACUUUGGGGAGAGGGGAAGGGGGGUUGACUUCUAGUCAAAAAGUCCGAGAUUUCAAAACAACCAUUUUUUCAAUUCAAAUGGCAGACAUCCACAGGUUAUUUGUGACUUGUAACAAGUAUUAAUUUGAUUAAAAACACUCUGUUAAUGCCAUUGUAAAUAAAAGCCAA
Messenger RNA from Eublepharis macularius, 4428 nucleotides. RefSeq names its product tumor protein p63 (gene TP63). Gene Ontology annotation, biological process: protein tetramerization; regulation of transcription by RNA polymerase II; apoptotic process. The record is from RefSeq and is a predicted model, not a curated record. Gene Ontology annotation, molecular function: RNA polymerase II cis-regulatory region sequence-specific DNA binding; DNA-binding transcription factor activity, RNA polymerase II-specific; protein binding. Gene Ontology annotation, cellular component: nucleus. The transcript is spliced from 12 exons. NCBI's taxonomy places the organism in Eukaryota, Metazoa, Chordata, Lepidosauria, Squamata, Eublepharidae. The coding region runs from base 130 to 1890 and encodes 586 amino acids.